AUGCAGGCCGUGUCUUCCCAAGUCAUCACCGCGCUCGUGUCUCAGGAGUCCAAUCUAGGCAUCAGAAUCCAAGAGCCAGCGAAAGAGGUGGUCCGCUUCAGAGCCCUCUCUCCUGAUAUCGGUGAGCAAAAGGACCAUGGAGCAGGAGAGGAGGUCGGCAAAGUCGCCGCGGGCCCGACUCACAUCAAGACAGUCCCGGCUCAUCUUCCUUGCCGGCUACUGCCGGGGCUGACCCCCUGCGUGCUCCGCGGCUUCCGAGCUUCAUGCAGUGAAGAUCGCGCCAUGAGAACGGAUUGGUCUCAAAUAAUGAGCCAGUCUCUUCCAGAAAAUAUUCAUUUCACGUUUAGCGUGUCGUUUGGCAGGAGCGGCUGA
Molecule: messenger RNA, 372 nt
Organism: Ostreobium quekettii
Lineage: Eukaryota; Viridiplantae; Chlorophyta; Ulvophyceae; Bryopsidales; Ostreobiaceae
Source: the annotation of a GenBank genome assembly